AUGGAGGAAUCUUAAACAGCAAGUGAAUAAACUAGCCAAAAUUAAGCAGAGUCUGUUAGAGAUAAAUCACAUAAAUUGAUAAUCGAUAUUGGAUAUGGAUCAUAUUCAGCUCACGCUAUAGCCCUAGCUGUUUACUUAUCAAAUGCUCAUUAAGUUGAAAUUAUGGGGAUAAUAGCAUCUAUUAAGGACAAAAAUGGGUCAAAUUUUACAAAGAUAAUUACAGAUAUUCUUGAUGUCAAUAAUGCUACAGGUUUAAAGAUUUAUGAAGAAGUUAUUAACGAAUCAGAAGGUGAUCACGAGAUCAAUGAGCACGACAGUAAUAUCGAUUAAGCUAAUAGUUAAAGUGAUUUCGACAGGAAAUCUGAUUACUCUAAUCUUACCUCUGAAAAUGCAAUCAAUUUCAUCGUCAAGGCUAUCAAUGAUAAUCCCAACAAUAUCACCUUCGUUUGUUUAGGUGGCCUCUCUAACAUCAUCAAGGCUUAUGAAAGUUGCAAAAUACUACCUGAGAUUUUAAAAUAAGUAAUAAUAAUCAGCGAUAAGCUUAAUGGAACAAAAUUCUCUCAAGAUAUAACUACGACAAAAAAGUUCUUUCAAGUCUUUAAAAACAUCACAUUAGUUGGAUCUAAUUUAUCCGGUAUAUCUGAGAGUAGCUAUUUGAAUCAGGAAAUGUAUUCUUAGAUUUUGAAACUAGAUUCUGAAAGAGCAAGAUUAGUUAAGAGAGAAUUUGAUACACAUGAGUAUAAAAGAGAAAAUAAUUCCUACUUAAUAAAUCAAUUAGCCGUAGCUUGUGCGCUCGAGCCGUAAAUAAUAAAAAACUAUACCAUGAGAAAUGUUUAAGUAGUGUAAGAUAGUGAUUCAGCUGAAGUUCAUCUUUUCGCUUAGCUCGACUAAAGUCAAAAUAGCUAAGAACAUCAGGUUAAAAUCAUUACUGAGGUUGAUAAUUCUUUGUUUGCAGAAUUAUUGGGAGAUUUUUUAAAAGAUGGUGAAGAAAUCUAUUCCUUAAAACAGUUUGAGAAGUAGAAAAACUAAGAAAUACUACAGACUUAUCUAGAUGUCAUUGGAAUUCCAAGAUCAAUCAAACUCACUCCUAAUCUUGAAACAUUGAGUUUGGUAGUAAAUAAGCAUGUCUUGAAUAUUCCUUAUCAAAAUUUCCACUAUCACUUCAAAGAUAGAAAGGCACUUUCAUUUCAAUUUAAAGAUUUAGUUGAUAGAUUAGCUGUUUAAAGGUUGGGCGGAUUAUGUUUCGAACAUAUUGCCUUAACAUACCAUGUGUUAAAAGAAUUAGGGUUCGACGUCAGACCACUAUUAUCUGCAGUAUAUAAGAACUUGCCGAAUAUAUUCAGCAAAGAUUAUUUCCAAACUCACGCCUUCUUGAUAGUCAUUCUAAAUAAUUAGCAUUAUAUUGUUGAUACUGGCUUUGGAUCAGAAACCCCAUCCUUCCCUCUGCUAAUUAACUUUGAGGUUGAUGAGUAGAUCAUUAAAGUGGACUAAUAUAUUACUUUUAAGUUGGUCAACUAUCAUGACAAUUCUGAGCUCUAACUUUGGUUUGAUAAUUAAUGGUUUAGAUUGUAUGCUUUUGAACGACCUCUAGCUUCCUUGUAAAUUGAGCAAAUUUAUGAUUAAUACGUGGCCCUUCUGAAUUAUGAUGGAUAUCAAGUUAUCAGAGAUAAGUUUAUCAUUGUAGGAAUACUUAAUUAGAAAGGCUUUUAUCAAUCAUAUUAUUUCCCCUCAGCCAAAACAUUCACAGCAAUUGAUGGAUCCUUAAGAGAAGGAGUUGCUUUUCAUUAAAGAUACGAGUCUCUUGAAUAAUUUUAUGAGGAUGUGAAGAAAGAAACUGGCCUAAUUGUGCCUUUAGACUCUCUGCUCAGGACUGACAUUGAUAUUGAUAAUCAUUGA
Stylonychia lemnae is the source of this 1896-nucleotide messenger RNA. NCBI's taxonomy places the organism in Eukaryota, Ciliophora, Spirotrichea, Sporadotrichida, Oxytrichidae. The record is from the annotation of a GenBank genome assembly.